UCUAGCUAGUCUUGAAGUGUCUGCCAUCAAUCCAUCGUGUAUUUCAGAACUUGAGCUGCGAAGUGCAGUAGGCAGUGAGAUCAUGGGAAACAACAACGUCACUGGACAACAAGUAUCAGAAGAGACCGCUAACAGAGUCGACAAAACCAUUGAGCCUCCACAUGGUUCACCUGCGCUCAACAGCACGAACAGUGAAACAAAUAAUGAGAAGCAUGGCACUGAGGAUGUCAACUUGUCAAAGUCCUCAAAGGACCCCAUCACUACCAAUGCUGAAGAUAAGCAGGUGGCCUCGUAUCAAAAUAGUUCAUCAGAUAAGAUUGUAGCCUUAGAUGAGAAGGACAGGGGCUCAAUUCAGGAUAUUGCAUCAACACAAGAAGAUGAUCAUAGUAGUAACUUACCAAAAGAUAAACCAUUGAGAAAAGAAGCAACUGAAACAACUGUAUUUUCUACUGAAAUAACUGCUCUUGUCAGCACCACUAUUGAAGAUGCAGCAAACAACAAGGACAGCUCAAUCUCUAGUGAAAAAACCAAACAACUUAUGCAUGGGACUAGAGAUACAAGUGAAGAAAAUAUCGAAAGCAACUACAAAUCACUAUUACAGGAAAAUAUAGAAGCUUCACAAGAAGAUCACGAAGAAAUUAGCAGUCAUGAAAAUGCAACCAUGGUUGGUAAUCUAGCUGGUGAAGAUACAACUGAAAACUUAGAGCAAGGAUACAUUGAGAAGCCAAAAGUAGAGGUGGCAAUGGAAGGAGAAACUACAUCAUCAACAGAAUCAUUUGUCAGCACUUAUCUUGAUGCUGAUGACUCUGAGAUCAAAGAAGUUGUUAUAGAAGAUAAUCCUAGACCUCCACCAGAUGUGCAGCCAUUAGAUGGAACAAAAAUAGAUACAUCCAAAAGUGACAAUAUACAAACACAAAUACCACAUGACGAGGAAGAAAUCAGCGAAAUCAGUAAAACUGCAACAGCAAAGCUUAUGAUUGAAAGUGAUGAGGCACUUAAGGAUGUUAAGCAUAUCCAUGGAUUGGGAGAUCAGGAUGAAGAUGGUACAGAAUGUACAUCAUGUGAUAAUCUCUACUAUGGUGAGGUUGUUGCAAAGUGUCAGUCAUCUUUAAGAAAUCCAACUGCUAUUAAUGACCAAGAAUUGAGAAAUGAACAAAAUGUUGAGAAAACUGUCGCAGUUUGGAAUCUAGAAGAUAAUUUUGCAGCAGAGAAGGAACCUGAAGAAUAUGAUGGUGACUUAAUCAGUAUUGCUGAGGCUACUGGAAAGGAUUUUACAGGCUUGCACUCAUCUUCAUUAGAUUGUCAUCUUAUUGUGAAUGAAGUGGUACAAAGAGAAGUCAAUGGAGUAAAUGGAAUAAUAGAAUUUGAUAAAGAGACAGUAAAGAAAAUUUUAGAAGAAGAUAAGGUAAAUACUCCAGAGGAAUUAGGUCUCCAUGUUGAUGCCCAUGUAGUGGAGAAUGAGGGAGGAGACUCACCCAAUUUACCUACGACCACACCAUCAACUCCUCUUCAACUACUAGAAGAUACUGACAAGGAGAUAUACAUAACAAGGGAUACACAAGAAACUAUGACCAGCUCACAAGGUGACCAGUCUCAGCGGAUAUUGCUUGAAGAAUAUGAAGUUGUGAAACUUGAGAAUGGUGAAAUUCUUAGCAACUGUGUGCAGUUGUUGAGAAACAGUUCAAAUGUAGGCAUAAUCGCUACUAAUGGUAUCAACCAUGAGAAAGAAGGUAUGAACACUAGAACAUCAGAUUUUACCUUUGAAGCCAACCACAAGGAAGUCACAGCAAGCACUGCAGCCACUGGCUUUAUUGCUGAAUGCAAUCAGGCAGAAGUCACAGAAAGUAUUGACCUGGCUACCGAGGAACAAUGUCCUCUUCAGACAUCAACUCCAGGGAGAGAAGUCGGUGAAGAGAUACCAUUACUUCAGGCAGCGCCAAAUAUAGGUUUUUUCACUUCUACUAAACAACAUAGCCAAGUAGACGUGGAAAUCCCCAUGACUGACAUUGCUGUGAUGCAACUCAAAGCUGAAGCUAAGGAAGAAUCUGAGAAGAGUCCACUGUUAAGCCCCAGGGAAACAUCAGGAGGAGACUUCAGAAUACCAAAUCAUUCUGCAAGAAACAAGAAACCAUUUCAGAGCUUACUGACAGAAGGCAAAAUUGGUAUGUGGUCUCCAUUGAAGGAACCAGAAUCGAACCCAAAGAGUAUUUUCAUGGCUAGUUCACCAAAAAGCAAUGAAAAGCAGAAGCCAAGAUCCUCUCUUUUUACCUGUUGCAUGUGUUGUGCCACUGCUACGAACUGAUGUAUGGCUCCAUGUGUGAGUUUUUUAUUUCCUUGAUUCUUCGGUGUUUGGUUAACUGUUUUGCGCUACAUGCUUGAUGAUUGAGUUGGCCUAGUGAAAAAUAUACCGUGGUUCCCAAGAUGCAA
Molecule: messenger RNA, 2427 nt
Organism: Panicum hallii
Lineage: Eukaryota; Viridiplantae; Streptophyta; Magnoliopsida; Poales; Poaceae
Exons: 5
Coding region: 83-2302 (739 amino acids)
Source: RefSeq, a predicted model, not a curated record